GAUUAGAAGACAUGACCAUGGCAGGCGAUGGACGGGUGCGAAGAGACAACAACAAUAGCGCGCUCCUUUCUGCCUCGACCUGACCUGAAUACGCUCCUUGCCCGCCUGGCACUGUGUUGUGCCGCUGUCUGCUGUCUGCCGUUGCUGCUGCUGUCUGUUUCUGCUGCGCUGCGCUGCUCCUUCUGCCGUCUACGGUCUGCUCUGCUGUCUACGGUCUGCUCUGCUGUCUCCGGUCUGCUGCCCCCGCCGCUCUACUGCCAGCCCAGCACCCGCGUCGACAACUGCAUGCCCUCGGCCACCGGCUGCUCGCGGGCAUGAGCAUCAAGUCGUCGCGCCGCUUCCACCUGCCGCGCUUCCUGCGCCGCAGCUCGCACACGAGCGCCGGCAGCGACCCUCGCGCCGCCGCGGACGCCCAGCUCGCUGCGCAAGAGCCUUCGGAGGUGCUGCAGAAGCCGGCGCGCGACGAGUUCCGCGGCGACGUCGCAGGCAAGCCCGACAUCCGCGCCGAGCACUCGCAGCACUCGCAGAACACGGCCACGGCCACCGCCACGGCCAGCUCGCGCAGCCGAUCGCCCGCCACGCGCCCGUCGACCACCACGUCCGCGUCCGCCGACUGCGACGACCGCGACCGCGCCCCCGAUCCCGUCUGCCCGCAGCUGACGCUCGAGGCCCCCACGCCAGUGCACGCGCCGGUGCACCCGCCCGCCCCGACGCCCGCGCCCGCCGAGCCUCGCACCGUCGACCUCAGCUCGCCGUCUGCGCUGCCCUCUGCGCUGCCCGCCGCGCCCGCCCACCACCCGCCGAGCCCGCUGCGCCGCCAGUCGCUCGUCGCCCCGCCCGACGCGCGCGUGCUCACGACGCUGCUGGCCCCCGACCUCGCGCCGCUGCCGCCCCCAGACGACGUGCCGGCCACCGCCAUCGCCGCCAUGCUGCACCGCAAGAUCUGGGUCAGGCGGCCCAACGCCUCGGCCACGCUGGUGCAGAUCGGCGAGGACGACCUGGUCGACGACGUGCGCGACAUGAUCCUGCGCAAGUACGCCAACUCGCUCGGCCGCAGCUUCGACGCCCCCGACGUGGCCAUCCGCAUCGCGCCCCGCGACGCCGCCCAGGGCCCGGAGCGCACCCUGGGGCCCGAGGAGGACAUGUGCCGCACCCUCGACGCCUACUACCCCGGCGGCCAGACGGUGCACGAGGCCCUGCUCAUCGACGUGCCCACGCGCCGCACCCCCCGCCCGUCGCCACGCGUGCCGCUGUACUACGCCCACCACGACGACGCCCAGCACACCCAGACCGAGUACUUCCCGCCCAUGCCCGCCGCCGUGCCCUCGCCCGCCGUCCAGCACCCCGCCCACCCCGCCCACUCCAUCGCCGUGCUCACCAACGGCGGCCAGCUGCCGGCCCUGCCCUCGCCCGGCGGCGCCACCCGCCGCCUGCACCACAACAGCCGCCCGCGCGCCGCCCGCCACACCACCUCCUCGCCCACCACCCUGGCCGGCGGCAUCGCCUCGUCCGCCGCCAACCCCCGCCCCGCCCGCCCGCGCCACGACUCGUCCGCCUCGGCCGACAAGCACUCGCAGGCCUCCAACGCCCCCAUCCCCACGCCCCCGGCCCCCGUCGACCCGCCCGUGCGCAUCCAGCACGACACCCCGCCCGCCGUGCGCGUCGCCUCGCCGCGGCCCGACAAGAAGAAGCGCAAGAAGCCCGCGCCCGCCGAGGCACCGAGUCUGCCGGCGGGCCUGCUGGACGGCUCCGUGCCGCCCAUCAACGUGCUGAUCGUCGAGGACAACAUCAUCAACCUGCGCGUUCUGGGCGCCUUCAUGCAGAGGCUGAAAGUCCGGUGGCAGCGCGCCAUGAACGGAAAGGAGGCCGUGACCAAGUGGAAGGCCGGCGGCUUCCAUCUGGUGCUCAUGGACAUCCAGCUGCCUGUGAUGAACGGGCUGGAGGCGACCAAGGAGAUCCGCCGACUGGAGCGCGUCAACAGCAUCGGCGUCUUCAGCAGCGGCAGCAGCGAGGCGCCCAACACGCGGCUCGACCACCAGAACGGCUCGGACCUCGAGCUGGUCGCCGACGACAAGCUGGGCGACAGGAAUCUGUUCAAGAGCCCCGUCAUCAUCGUCGCGCUCACUGCGAGCUCCCUGCAGAGCGACAGGCACGAGGCCUUGGCCGCUGGCUGCAACGACUUCUUGACCAAGCCCGUCAACUUCGUCUGGCUGGAGCGCAAGGUCAAGGAGUGGGGCUGCAUGCAGGCCCUGAUCGACUUUGACGGCUGGCGGAAGUGGAAGGACUUUGCAAAGGACUCGGACAGCGCCAAAGACAAGAACGCCAACAACAUGUCCACGAGCAUGGCCAGCAUUGCCCCAGCACGAAAGCCGGCCGCCAAGCCCGCGGCACCGGCUGCGAACACAGCAGAGACCAACGGCCUGUCCGCCCAGGAGAAGGAGGACAAGAAGGCCAAGAGGAAGAGCCUUGUCCAGGCCCCUCCCUCCGUGCUCGAGGACGAGAGCGAAACCCCGACGCCCGACCUCGAGAGCGCGUAGUAACGCCCAGCCCGUCACACCA
This is a messenger RNA of Boeremia exigua, 2559 nucleotides long. Its product is annotated as putative response regulator receiver. Gene Ontology annotation, cellular component: Mcs4 RR-MAPKKK complex. Bases 315 to 2537 code for a protein of 740 amino acids. Gene Ontology annotation, molecular function: protein kinase activator activity; phosphorelay response regulator activity. Gene Ontology annotation, biological process: osmosensory signaling via phosphorelay pathway. Lineage: Eukaryota; Fungi; Ascomycota; Dothideomycetes; Pleosporales; Didymellaceae. The transcript has 3 exons. The record is from RefSeq and is a predicted model, not a curated record.